Messenger RNA from Danaus plexippus (monarch butterfly), 813 nucleotides. It is a transcript of the gene Pfdn5, whose product is annotated as prefoldin subunit 5. Lineage: Eukaryota; Metazoa; Arthropoda; Insecta; Lepidoptera; Nymphalidae. The coding region runs from base 136 to 618 and encodes 160 amino acids. Gene Ontology annotation, cellular component: prefoldin complex; cytoplasm. Gene Ontology annotation, biological process: protein folding; regulation of DNA-templated transcription. The record is from RefSeq and is a predicted model, not a curated record. The transcript is spliced from 3 exons.
AAAUUUAUGUCAGUCUUAGGCAUCUGAAAUCUGAAUAUCGAGGUUAUAAUUUUUAUAAUGUACUUUCAUUAAAAAUAGGCAAUUAAUUAAAGUAUUUUGAGGUGAAGAUAUACUAGUAUCAAUAUUUAUAUAAAAAUGGCUACAAUAUCUUCGGCUCCAAUGCCUGGUAUGCAGCAAAUCGAUCUAUCGAAGCUAAAUAUCCACCAGUUGGCUAAAUUGAAACAGCAAUUAGAUCAAGAGCUUAAUGUUUUUCAAGAUUCUUUACAAACUCUUAAAAUAGCACAACAAAAAUUCGUUGAAUCUGGGGAGAGUGUAGAAAAAAUUACUGCUGCGAAAGGCAAGACAAUUCUGGUUCCUCUCACAGGCUCAAUGUAUGUACCGGGUACUAUAGUGGAUACUGAUAAUGUUAUAAUAGACAUUGGUACUGGGUAUUAUGCACAAAAAGAUAUUGAAGGGGCUAAAGACUACUUCAAGAGGAAGGUACAGUUUGUCACAGAACAAAUGGAGAAGAUUCAGUCAAUGGGUGUGGGCAAGUCAAAAGCGAGAGAAGCUAUUUGUAUGAUGAUGGAAAUGAAAGUUCAGGCACAGUCUCAAGAGAAGAAGGCUUCAACAUCAUAAUAUUAGUUCUCAGUUAUUGCUUAAUCACAUAAACCUUCAUUAAUUUUAGUAUAAGAAUGAUGCCCUAAUUUGUAUUCUAUCAGAAUAGAUGGGAUGUUUGCAUAAUGCUUUCAAUUUUAACAUGAGAUAAAUUACACCAGUGCUGAUAAUUUUUCUGAUGAUAUAAAUAUAUGUAAUAAAAAUUUGAUAACCCCA